This is a messenger RNA of Ipomoea nil (Japanese morning glory), 555 nucleotides long. RefSeq lists its product as uncharacterized. Lineage: Eukaryota; Viridiplantae; Streptophyta; Magnoliopsida; Solanales; Convolvulaceae. Gene Ontology annotation, biological process: telomere maintenance; DNA repair. Gene Ontology annotation, molecular function: DNA helicase activity. The record is from RefSeq and is a predicted model, not a curated record. The coding region runs from base 1 to 555 and encodes 184 amino acids. The transcript has a single exon.
AUGAAUGAUAUUGGUUCCAAUGGAGGUGGAUUGUUCUUUGUGUAUGGUUACGGAAGAACAUGCAAGACGUUCAUGUGGAAAAUGUUAUCGUCAAAGAUAAGCAGCUACAAUGAUAUUGUUCUGAAUAUUACUUCCAGUGGAAUAGCAUCUUUGCUCUUGCCGGGAGGCAGGCCGACGCAUUCCAGAUUUGCUAUACCACUCUCGUUGAACGAAGAUUACAUCCCACAUGUAAUAUAUCGGAAGGCAGUUACCUUGCUGAUCGAUGAACUUAUAAUAAUGAGCAAAUUGAUAAUAUGGGAUAAAGCACUGAUGACGCACAAACACUAUUUUGAGACUUUGGACAAAACCAUGAGGGAUCUAUUGAGGUUUGCCACACCGGGUAGUGCUGAAAAGACUUUUGGUGAAAGGACAAUAGUUUUGGGCAGCGAUUUUAAACAGAUCCUACCUGUUAUUCCGAAAGCAACAAGACCAGUAGUUGUCUUAGCAAAUAUUAAUUCUUCAUACAUGUGGACAAAUUGCAAGGUAUUAAGACUCACCAAUAACUUGAGACUAUGA